CCUAGACACAAGAGUUCCAUUGCCACUAACACAAAAGGUUGUGGACAUCGAAGUCCGCCUGUGUUUUGCUAAGUAAAAGUGUAAUUAUUUUCUGGAUAUUAUAGCUUGCGUGUAAAAUGCUUGGAGUUCCUGCAGGGUAUUUUAUAAUUAUUGACACUGACGUUUUUAAACUAGGUCAAAAUUCGUAAAACAUUUCACCGUCAAUUUUAGAGUUAUUCUGUUUUUUAAUAAAACGGAUUUAGUUUCUGGUUAUGAAGUGGUCGUUUAAAAAAUCGGAUGAAGAAAGUAGGUAAACAGAGUACAUACAUUUACAAAGUCAUUCGGGACAUUUUCAGCCGAGCGAUUUAUUAUCCAGAUAUCCGCAAAUAUCCAGAGCUCAGCUUUUUGAAAAUGACGAUUGAGGGGAGUAACAUUUGACAUACCGUAGUGGGCAUCUUGAGAUUGUUAAAAAUUUCGACACGACUUUAAAUGACACAAACAUGACAAUACCUGUAAGACAGAUGAAAAACUGCCUUCCUGUAUCAUAACUGCCCUCUUCAAUAAGAUUUAUUUCGUAAAUUGGUAGAAAAUAUUCCGUUGAAAGUUAAAAGUAAAUGUGUAUAGUCAGUUGUUUUGUUUCGUCUGUGAGAAAGGUCAGGCUCCUGAUAAGGAGCAACAGCGUCUUCUAUCUACUGGUAGUCAAGGCGAUGUUGUCUCAAAAAUCCAGAAGGUUGAGUAAGACGUACCGCAUGUGAUCCGCGGUGGAGAGCAAAGGGAAACCUACUCGAAACAGCCAAAAGCAUAAUUCUAUGAGAUCUCACAGGCCUGCACAGUCAGGAAACUGAGUGUGUCCAGUUUUUUCCAACCUUAUUAUAUAGGCAAAUGGAAGUAAGACUAGGUAAUACGAAUUUACUCAAAUAUUCUGUGGAAAAUAUUUUCGCAAUCAAAGUGGUUUGCAAAGUGGAAGCGAUACACACCUGUAUUCCAAAAACGGGAUUUAAUGCUCCGUGAAGCGUUAAUUGCCGAAAAGAUGAAAACACAGUCGGCGACAUGGUUUCUGAGGACAAAUAGGCGAGACAUGACGGUUUCUGGCUCAUUAAUCUGAACCGAGAGUUUAGAAGAAUUACACGAUUAUGCACUGGUUUUGUGCAAACGUCAUCCUGCAUCAACGUAAAUGUGGCUCUGUGUGCAGUUAGCUACAUCGUCGGACUAUAUAAAAAGGGCAGUGUACAUGCUUCCUGGACUUUUAGUUUAAAACCAACAAAGUGAAUCGCCGCUGUGUCAACUACAGCAGACAUUAGAGCUUUUUUCGCCGAGACUAUGGGAGAUAAAGCCAGCUUCCGCAGGGAUCUCAUCUUCGGGUACGGAUACCUUGACUGAUUCAUGUAAAAACGCCACAUUAUGGAUAAAAAGUCAAUAUAAAUAUUACUUCUUAAGAAACCCAGAACAAUCAGCUUGGCAUUUCAGGUUAGCCGUGCACAUUACGCAAAUGAGCGUACAUUUAAUAGUCCGAUUGAACGAACAUCUUCGGGUACGCACAUUCAAAAUCAUGUCAAGGCGCCUCAUUAAAUUUAAUGUUUCUACAAAUUUCGUAUCAUCGUUUUUAGAUGCCAACUUAUCUCAGAGAUUCCACCUUUUAUUGAUGCCACUAAUACCAGCAUGAAUUGUGGUGUGCUGUUUAAGUGCAACUCAGGACACAGAAUUACAGAGAUUAAAUUUAUACUAAAGCACACCAACAGGUGCAGCAGUAAAAACCAAAAGGUGACUUCGUCAUACUGCCACGCGAGAUGUCUACAAGCAGGUAUUCAACUACGUGUCUUUAUGCUCUAGUAAAUUUGCUGAGAGAAACCCCUCAACUAAACGUGAAUACGUACUUCAUUUUGCAAUCACGGCAUCUCUUAUUUUCUCUCUUAUUCUGGAGAAGUUCACGGUUCUGGGGGGCAUAUGGUUCCGAAAAGUGCGUUUACCUUAAAUUACCAUCGGAUCAGUGUUUUUUAAAAGAAGGGUCGAAGAACGACCCACGUAUGGAGUUUAGAUACUUUUCAAUUAUUAGACGCUUUGGUUUUAGGAGCUUUUUGUAGAUGCCGACAGUUUGAUGUAUGAAACUUGGAAAAGACAAUAGUAGCGAGGUUUUACUCCCUUUUCUGACCUUUAAAGUUCACAUGAUUCAGAGAUUUCAGUAGGCCUUCAGAAGCUAAAAUAAUAAGUAUAAUAAGCAUGGCAGUCCUACAGUUUUCAAAAGUUGACUUCGAAUUGAUGAUAGUGGACGCGACAUCAGUCAACUCAAGCGACCGAGGGGAAGCCAGGACGGGAGUUACUGUUGCUUUUAACGGGAAUGAGUAAUUCACCCGCCUACAUCAGAAUAAAUCCCCAAUUAUGACAUCUCACAGGUUUAGGUGUUAAUAGAACGAACUAUUUUUUAAUGCUGCUGUACUCUAGCUAAUUUGUGAUCCAGGGUUGUUAUUGGCGGAAAAGACUUGAUUGACAGUUCCCUUUUCAGGUCAAAUUCCUUCUGCGCUUGUGAAAUCACUUGUCUGUCAAUUGGUAGGCUAACGUGGUGAAUUUUAUUUUCUUCUCCAUAGAGCUCCGUCGAGAACUUGGUGAUCGAGUUGUGUUGAAACUCGCGAAGACUGAUGGGAAAGGAAGCCGAGUUAUUCAACUUGACAAUAAAAAAUACACCAUCCCAUAUCCAAAUGUUCUGAUUCGCCGUGCUAUUGACGAUUUUCUACUGCCUGGUAACGCUCAUAAAAGGACAUUUUAGACUUAGACAUGUGCGAGUUAGGUCGGUGCAGAGGCAUCCUUCCAGGUACAAUUUAUCGCAAUGGAAAAUCAGAUAUGAUUUUAACUUAUCAUGGUUCGCAAACAGUCACGGUUUUCAUGAUAGAGCAACGUGUCCCUACUUUUCACACAAGUCAGGUUGCAAUGGUCCCUACUUAGAGUGGUCUAUAGGACAUUCUCACUCAGCCGAUGCAAACGUUCUCGUUUACUUUCGUUCACUGGAAAGAGUAAAGUGGAUAUGGCUGCAGUUUGUUUCGCUAUAAACAAAUACUCGCGUAAGACUUCAGUGCGCCCUCUCACGUAUGGUGAUGAGCCCUAACAUUCAGAGACAGUUUUGCCCAAAAUUCCUUAUCUUGGCUGCCAGUAAUUACAACCGCACUCCUCUUCCGGCAUUGAAUUCUAAACUUGAUCACCAACAUACCGAUUGUUCUCCGAAAAAUGAAGGAGGCUCAUUAUGGAUAGAAACUAUGCCAAAUACAUAUAUCUAAUUUUUGUCAUUUUACACUUUUAGGAUUGCAGCCUCACGGCCGAUGAUAUCGAAUAUCUGGUGUUCAACUGGCGACCGCUUCCGUGUCUGUAUGAGCUGAACAUCGCCCGUAAUAAUCUGGCUAGCGUACCCCAAAUCACAAUGGCGCAGCUCUUCUGGCGGACAUGCUUCAGUCAAACAGGCCGGCUGGCCUGCCUUUCCUUGGCAUACACCUGCAUGUCUUUCGACCAGCUGACCUGGAUACUGAAAAUCCUGACGCGAGAAAUCAAACCGAGGGUCAGUUUCCUCUGUUUGCUUACCCGACUUUAAUGGCGAUGUAGGCUCGAAAUGGAUAGCCUUUUUGAAUUAUGACUUAACUGGACCAUGAUAAAAAACCUUUAGAAUAAAGAUCGGAUUCGACAACAAUUUCAGAUGAUAUAAGUUCAGCUGAACACGUCUUCCCACAACUGGAUGAUCGGAGACGUAGAGGGGGCGCCGUUUAAACGUCGUGAAACUCCGGGGUCGGGAGGCGAUCAGGUGAGGUCAUAUUGGCAGACUCACUGUAAGGAUCAAGGGCAUAGGGGACAGGAUUCGGCGUCGACAGGCUCAAGGUCCGGACAGAAAUUUUUGCACGUAACGUACAGGAUUUUGUAGAAACAUGGUGAUCGCCAUCGCGGGUUGGCGAUGCCUCAACAGCUUUAAUCAGUCUGCUGGUACCUUGUUAAGUAAACACAAAUGUUUUUAACGUCUGCUGGAUGGCCACUAGGCACAGGAUGGGCGAUGAUAGUGUUUGAGAUUAACUUGAUCGCGUCCGGACCAAUCCAUAUCGGGCAAUCAUCAUGCAUCCCUUUAUACAGACGCUUUAUCCUUCGACUCAUAUAGCCUGUUUAACAGGAGGAAGUAAGUGAGCAGAUGCACACGGAUGAGGUUGGGAUGACAGCCUUCCCUUACCUUCGGGGAGAAGUGGGCUAAUAGGGAGAACCACAGUGUACGCAAGCUGUAUAUCUCGAAUUCGAAUAGCGAAUGGAGGAUUCAUUCACUGCGUUCCCCCAAAAUGGAAUUUUACAGAACAGCUCUUUGUUUCCGAAUUUGGCUCUACUAAAUCAAUAGGCCCGAAGAUGGUUAAACAAGAACAUACCCUUUUUCGGUUUGAUUGCUUUUAAUUUUGAUAAUAACUUUCUUGAACCUAUUAUAUGAGGGCAUCCUGCGUCUUCAUAUUUGAACUUCAGGCAUGACAAGCAGGCGUCUAUACCAACUAAACCUCGAGCAUACCACAUAAUCUGUAUGGUGCCUUAGGGCUCUCUCUCGAUGCCAACCGGCAGCCGCACAGCGGCGCGUAACAUGGGCAGAAAUUACUGACAAAGACAAUGGAGAAUGGAAUGGCCAGAAGAAGAAGCGACCGCUGGAACAAUGGCUUUAUUCGCCUGACGUUUCGGAUUCUCUCUUGAAUCCAUCAUCAGAGACAGUUGCAGAAAGGGGUGGCUAGUGUACAGGAAGUCGCAGUAGUUGCUGGAACUCGCAUCUUCGCUUGUAUCGGCAAUGGAAUGGCCGUUUAUGACUUGUGAGCCGUCGUCAGCCAGCCAUACUCAACCCCGAAGUGUAGAACACCUGGGGCUCGAUCCUGCGACCUUUUGGCUAGAGGUCUAACCGACAGGACAAUGAACCCGUGGCUCAAUAGUUAGGGACGUUUGACUUCUAACCAACAGGUCGCUGGAUCGAGUCCCAGGUGUUCCAUACCUCGGGGUUGAGUAUGCUUGGCUGGCGACGGCCGACAAGCCAUAAAUGACCAUUCUAGUCUCCUUGUCGGUAAUGCUAUUCUACAUUACCAGUAGGCACAAACCCUUUUGUCGUCCUUUAACCAUCUCAGCAGAAAAAUUAUUUUUGCAGUGUCAACGUCUCAUCCAAAUACCCCGAGGCACUCUGUGGUUUCACGACGAAAUUUGCAGGGCGUUCAGCGGUGUUAACUGUCGAGAAGAGAAACGACAGAGAAUGCGGGUGCAUUGAUGCAGUACUGUUCCUGACUUAUUCUACCUUCAUCCAGUCAAUCAUAAACCUGACCACCAGCUGGGACCAAAAACACGAACAUGUGCUCGUACACGGCGCAGAUGAUUCACAGACGGAGCGACGGGGAAUGGCAGGUAGCGGGACACUGAGGAAAUUCAGUCCGAUUAAGUGCCUAUGAUCCAUCUGCCAGACCUCGUCUGUAGAUUAUCUGCAUCAUGUACGAGCGCGUGUUUGUUUUUGGUCCCAAUUAUUGGUCAGGUUUAUGACUGACUGAAGGAAGGCAGAAUAAACCCAAAACAGUACUGCAUCAGUCAACCCCCAUUCUCUGUGGUUCCUUCCCCCUGCUAUUCCAACUUGCCCGACUUCGACCUGCUAGUUGGUUUUUCGUUCGUAACCUUUGCAACCUAUACGGAAUUUGCUUGCUUCGGGCAGCCAAUCGUUUGGUGGGCGCUCAUUCCGGAUUGACGUAAACUAUGUUGAAUAUUGUGUAGCCUUACAAAUUAACUUGUUAAGUUCAUAUCUAAACCACACUUCAGUCUUCUCGAAAGUUCCGGCUUGUUUCCACUUUUCUUUAAUUAAGGUUUUUUAUAGAGGUCGGUUGCGCUGUCCUGGUCCCAAGUGUGGGCGCAAUGUGGGCAUUGCUAGCAAAGCAAGCCGAUGGAGGGCGCUGAAAUCGUUAGUAGCAAAGUAGCCAAGGCUAAAAACGGGAAAGGACAACCUGAUGUCUCGGGUUGGAAAUAUGGUCUGGGUUAGUGUCAGGCUGAGAAUUGAGUAUAGGGUUAGGGUUUGCGCUAAGUUUAAGGGUCCCGGUCAGAGUUAGGGUUUGGAUUGCGGUUUGGGUUUACGUUUAGUGUUGAGGUUGGGAUUGGGGUUAGAGUAGGGUUAUGGUUAAUGUUAGGGUUAGGGUUAGAGUUUGUGGUAGGUUUGGGGUUAGGUUUAGUGUUUAGUUUAUGGUUAGCGUUAAGUUUAUGAUUAAGCUAAGGAUUAGGUUUAGUUUUCAGGUUAUGUUUAGGUUUAUCGUUAGGUUUGGUGUAUUGCUGUCCGGCGUGUCCUGUCAGUCAGGUCUUUUGGUGGGAUUCUGGGCUGCCUUCAGCUUGCGACAGAUUUGUCGUUUAUCAGAUUACCUUUUUCCAUUUCACUCUCGGCUAUUUUCCCACUAACGAUUUCAGCAUCCCCCUUCCACUUACUUUACUUUCAAUGCCCACAUUACGCUUUUACUUGGGACCAGGAUAGCAUAACUGACACUUACCCAGUUUUUAUUUCUGAAGGCUAAUGCACCGAAAUUAAGGAGUUCUAUUUCUUAAACGGUUUUGGCUUUCUCCAGAAUUUAUAACCUCUCAUUACUUAUCUUCGAAAAGCAUUGAUUUACUGCCAAUAGUUAACAGAAGAAGCCUGGAUAGCAAUAAUUAAUACUGCUUAUAAAGGACAAGUGGAACGUAAAUGUAUCUGAUUUAUGAAUAGCUCACCCACUGUCACAAUUAUUCAGUCUCUUAGGACCAGACCUGUCUACUUCAGUCUACGUGUCAUAGUGUAGAACCUUAUCAACGACGCCUUAAAAAGCUAAAAAACAGUAGCCCAAAGCACAUCAAACAUGUAAGGAGAUUCAAAUGAAUAUCAAAAAAAACAAUUAACUACAAUAAGACACAAAACUCGGCAGAAUGAAAACUGUUGCGGAGCACUCUUUUGCACCCUGCUGGACUCUCGAUAGUUCUCAGUUAGAAUCAUGCUGGGAGAGCAUAACUCUUUGCCUUCACAAAGGCCCAAAAUUAUAGUAUGCCUCGAGGAAACGAUGGAGGAAUAUCGCCAACUCAUGGCAUGGACAUCAGAAUAUUUCUAUUCACAAAAGCGUGAGGAAACGCAUGAGAAGAUAGAUGUAUGAAACUAUCAGGUUCCCAGUUUUGGUUAGCCGGUCACAUCGAAUAUGCCUAGAUGUCAGUCCUUUUUUCAUUGUUCUUGUUGACAGUUCUCCCGAUAGUUCAUUAAAACGACAGCAGUCAAAAGAAUAAUGAUACCGUGAAUCAUGUCACCCUGCAAUCGAAGGGAGUAAUCUCUGGUCCAAAACAGGGAAAUCGACUUUUAAUUUAGAAACUAGAGACACCUCUUCUGCUUUCCGUCUGUUCAUAGCCCGGUGGGUUGCAUCGUAUCAGAUUAAGUCGAUCGUAGUCAUAUUUACCAUAGCAACUAAUUUCGAAUGUCCGAAUGCGUUCGACAGCUCCGAUUACGAAACCUAGUCUUCCACGCCUUUACUGCUAAAGGCGGUUAGAUGCACACACAAGGAAGAGUAUCCUUGAUAAAAGGACAAUGAAAAUAAAAUUAAAAUACCUUCAGAAUAUACAUGUGUGGUAGAAGUUAAGAGACAAAAUUUAUUUCAAAUGCCAGAUGCCUGGCAGAAUUUCAGGUAUACAAUAUGUACUACAUCUUCCCUGCGCAGCGUAACUUCACCAGCAAAUUCUUUUCGUCGUUUUCCCCAAUAAGGAUAUCAUCCCAGUCGAAAUAACGACAAGUUCGCUUUCGUCCGACGACUCGGAUGUUGAAUGUGUCUCAUCUAAUUGUACUCUGAGGGUGCUGUGCCUACAGAAUUUCGUUCCACCCACCGAAGAGGUCGGCCGUGUUCUCCUGCACCUGGCGGUCGCCCUACCCAGGCUCCGCUUCUUCCACCUCUAUCCUGCUUUCUAUGCCUUCCCGGGUGCAAAUGAGAAGGAACAACAGAGAAAUCGUUCACAAGAAAUUGCGCAGAGUAAUUCUUACAUUCGACGUCGCGGGUGUAAUCACCUGCAGGUACGGUAAAAAGCCUGAAUUCGGCCCUCGGUGCCUUUUUUCAUCCGUUUACCAAAGUUGGAUUUUGAGCAUUGUCCAGAUUUCCUGGAGCAGAGUUUCUGCAUCCUUUUUUUUACGUCAUUUACUCAUUCACUCGUUGGAGCGGUCAAUUUUUUGGCAUAAAUGCAUGUCCCUUUCUCAAGGACAACUUCCAUUUUGUACUUCAAAUGGCGAAUUAUUUGUACAAUAUCUUUGUAUACCAGACCUACUUGGCAUGUAUUCUUUAUGAACUGCGGAUCUGCAAAGGCCUUUGCGAUGUGUCCUCACCUGAUCGGUCAAGCAGCAAUAGAUCAAGUAAGUGACAUUCCACACAAUACUACAACCCCCGCUUUAAAGAAGCAUGAUAUUCGUGCGCGCAAAGGUCAACUUCGCACGCAAAAUCCAGCGCAGAAACCUCCGUUUGCCAGCUUUAUCUGCUGCAGGAGGUGAGGGGAGGGAGGACUGAGGCUCAUGCUAGACGAUCUUACUGCGCCAAAAUAAAGUUGACGCGUCUCUGGGCUAUCACUGCGAGUAAAAAGUCAUGACUCAUAUGGAAUAAGAGAUCAGCAGGUAUGCGGCACGCGUUUUGUGAGAUUUAUGCUGGGCCGAGUAACGCGUCCGCUGCCAUCUUUCGUCAUUUUGGUCUUAAGUUGUCAUUUGAGCGUGAAGGCUAUUGGGGAGGAUGGUGAUUUAAGUGCCGCAAGAGUUUUUUUUGCCUUAAUUCAAAUCAUGGCCGUCUCUGCAGAUGGCGAUAGUCUUCGUAGAGUAACAUUGACGAACUGCCCGGCUUGGCUAGUGCUGGUCUCAGUUACCUAGGCAAGCCGGCGUGUCGUUGUGUUGGCGCAGUUAUUUUCAACUAUUUUUUGGUCUGGGGAUGCCGUUGAUUAGCUUUGCUUAGAUGAUUUUUAGUCGACCAUGGUAUCUCUAAUUUGAACAAGAUUUCCGCAAGUAACUGCGCUACUUCCUCCAGAUGGAGUAGGAUUUGUCAAAAAGGUAUGCGAGAUCUUCGCAGGAAGUAUGACGCUAGGCUGAUGUAGUUCGUUUGGUUGACCAUUUUCCAAGUCACCAAGACACAAUGAAUUGCUCUGUAAGCUGUUGGAAAGAGGGGUUUACCCUCCAUUUCGUCAUGCAGUCUUACAAGUUCCAGCGAAUAAUUACUCCUCAUGCAGACUUUUGAGACAGCAUAUGAGUAUUGCACCCAUACGAAGCCUAGUAAGGCCUGUUUUUCGAUCUCAGCAUGCGUGGUAACCUUUUGUGGCAGUGGCCUUUGUGUUUCUCAGAGUCUGCCUACGUGAUUUAGCAGGCAGCGCCGAAUGAAAUAAGAUGGAAUUAACAAUGUAGAUAUAUUGCGAUGCACUGUACUGGAUCAGACUAUCAGUAAAGAAGUUGAUAUUUUCUGCCAUUAAAAAAAACCAUCAACGACCUCUCUAUUCUAGUGAAUUUGUCAAAGUCAUUACGAACUGAUUUACGCUGCUGUAUAUAGGCUGAAUUGUGCGCAUCGCAGCAGAGCACCAUUGAAAUAUCCUUACUCUGACAGGUUUCUGCCAGUUUUCGCGAAUACGAUAAAAAGAUAAGCCCCGGAAUUCAAAUCUGUUAUCUGACGCUUCGCGUUACGAUUUCAACUACACACCUUCAAGAUCUGAAGUGCCUCAUGCAUCGCCCCUGCUGUAGGGACGAACGACCCACGUGUGCCAGCGUGCCUACUGAGUGCAAAUGAUCGCUGGGUUCGGGCGUGAAUGAGUCAUGCGAUAUCAUUAAGGCGGGUCGUGCGCAGCGAUAACCGUUGGUCUUGAGUGAUUUCACCGUGGGAGACGUUUUCAUAUCAGGUAGUGGCAAACCAAUAAAGCGGUCGCUUGGCGAUGUCGACCACCGUGUGCCCUAGGGAGUGGGCGCAGAGCUGAUGACUUACGCGUGACUUAUUGCAGCGAGGCAUACUUACGCCACAUCUACCGCACUGGCUUCUCGAUUACUCACCAUGCUCAGCUAGCAAGACAAUGCCAAGACGACUAGAAGUGGGCUCGGGCGUAGUGGUUGACAAACAGUUCAUCCGCGUGUGCCGCACAUGACCUCGUCUGAAGGCGAAGUUUCGAGUUCAAGGUGUAUGCAUAAGUGCAGUAGGGUCGAGCACCGGAACACUUUGUUUACUGUCCUGAACUUUCAGACUCGUGCAGGAGUCCAUCGUCAGAGGUAGUAGCAGCAACAGAACAAGCGACAGUUAUAGGGCGUGUAGGCCAAUCAUCGACCGGCGGUGCAAGACUGGAGGUGGCUGUGCAGGCCUCUGUACGCCGGCGCCAGAUCGAUAAAUCGCGUGACUGAGUUCUCAUCCGAGGCUCAGGCUUCAAUCAAUGCUCGGCCUGUUUUGUGUCCGGCGUUGGCGACUAUUUUGGUGGCUGCGAAGUUAAACUCGUGAUCCAUUUCGUAGGUGUGGGCGGCCAUUUGUGAUACUGCGUCGCCUCGUCGCACAGCCAGCUUAUGUUCGUGUAUGCGCGAUCCGAGCAUGCGUCCAGUCUGGCCCGUGUACUUACAAUGACAGUUUUGACAAGGGAUGCGAUACACUACUCCAGAUUGUUCUUCAGGCUUUAACCGGUAUUUAAUUUUCAUGACCCUAUUGCGCAUGGUGGCUUUGGGACGGUGUGCAAUUCCAACACCUAGCUCCGCAGCAAUGCGCUCUGUCGCUUCUGAAACACCCUUGACAUAUGGCAGAGAAUGCCAUAUCGUCGGUGGUGUUGAUGUUUGAGUCCUCUGGGGGCGAACAGGUAGGCAGCGACUUAUGAAUGUCCUCGGAUAGCCGUUUUGCACAAACUGGUCGCGGAGAUAACGGGUCUCACGUGCUCUGUCCUCCGGUUUGCUGUAAUGAGUUUGAAUUCGUUUGAAGAGCGUCUUCACACAGCUUCGUUUGUGAGCCACCGGAUGGUUGCUUUGAAAACUCAGAAGCUGCGUGGUGUUCGUUGCCUUCUUAUAAACCGUCGUUUCAGGUUCACCGUUAAGGUUUCGUCUGACGAGCACAUCCCAGGCAACUGCUGUGCCUGUUCUGCUUCGUAAAUUUUAUAUCAGGGAAGACUGUGUUGAGCAGACUGUGGAAAUGUUGCAGCAUGUCCUUCUUUACGAUGACAAACGUGCCGUCUAUGUAACGGCGCCAAAAUACCGGCUCACGUUGGAUGAAGGCAAUCUUUUCUAACUCCUGUGGGACCAGUUCUGCCAAUAAACCGGAGACCGGUGAGCCCGUUGGAGUUCCCUUGAUUUAUUCAUAGAUCUCUCCAGCAAAGGUUAAGAAAGUUUGUUGGCAGAAUUCAAACAGCCUCAUGAUGUGUUCCAUUUUGAGUGUAUUCUGAGUCUCGUCGUAUGCCUCUUCAAGUCUGUGGCGCAAGACCUUGCAGACCAAGUUUGGUAGGAUGGAUGUGAAUAACGACGUCACGUCGAAGGAGAACAUGAUCUCACCCGAUUGAACCCUCCAACCUCGGAGGUCUAUGAGGAAUUGAGAGACUGAUCGGACUGAAGUAGUCGAAUCACCUUGGAGGAACUUCAGUUUUGAGUACAUCCACUUUGCCAAAUUAUAGGUAUGGUUGCCUUUUAGAACAACGAUUGGCCGCAGUAAGACAAUUACUUCAUGGAUUUUCGGCAGGCCAUAGAAUCUAGCUAGAGCAGUGUCAGUUGCCUUCAUUUGGGGCCAUUCGUUCUCCGUGAUCACGUUUUUAUGUCGGUAUUCUCCAAGCAGUUUACUCAGCCGAUCUGCCACAGCUGUGGCUUGUGGGUUAUGUGCUGAUCUGUAAAAUACUCUGUCAUCAAGAAGGGCUUUAGAUUUUUCAUUAUAGUCUUCUCGAUUCAUCACGACGGUUGAUCGCCCCUUGACCUCGAAUUCACAGUAUGUACAUUAUUUUCAGUGAACGGCCCCAAUCUCACAUGCCUGACAAUGCCGUUGAGGUCACAUUAAGAAGGGGCCAUUAUAGCUUGGCUCUCAGUCUUCGAGGUACUAUAAACACUCUUUUGAGGGUCGAAUUAUCCUGUCGGUGGACAACCUCCAAAGCCAAGAAUUUUAGCGCGUCGCGAUAGCCUGAGGCAAGUCCGAUUUAUUAAAAAGAGGGAUGUGUUGAUUCAAUUUACGGUGAAGGAUGAAGAGGAGAACCAGCUGGCCUUUGUGGAUGUCUCGUUUGCCGCCAAGAUUGUUGUGGUCUAAAAAAAGUGUUCAGGAAAGUGACAAACAUCAUGCAAGUACUGAAUGUCAACAGUACCCAUCUGAUCAGUCACAAACACAAUUACGUAAGGGCGCUAUACUGGCGCGUUGAGACGCACUGCAGUGAAACGUAAGACAAGGUUGCUGAAUUCCAAUAUCUUCGACGGGUACUGAGAGUCACUGGCUACCCGCACAACUCUGUCAACCAGUGCAUACGUAGACGAAACCAGAAACCAAAUCUAACCGGCCCUAAAUUUUGGCGAGCGCUUCCAUACGUGAGGAAAGUCUCGGAAGCCGUCAGUCGUCUACUCACUCCACUUGGAGUUGGGGUUUCACACGGGCCGGAAGCAAACAUCAGGCACCAAGUCAUGAGGCCGAAAGACCCGCUGCCACGGCAGGAAACGUCUAGAGUCGUUUACCUGAUCUGAUGCAGUUGCGGACAGAGCAACUACGUCGGAGAAAUUGGGAGUUUACUCCGGAUGCGCAUUGCUAAGCACGCAGCGGCGGUGAGGAGGAAAGGCGCCAACCCUCAGGUAGCAGCUCGUUCUACGGAACCCGACCGCAUUUUCAAGUUUCAAGAGGCCGAAAUCCUCACAAGAGCUGACAACCACGUGAGCCGCGAGCUGCUCGCAUCAUGAUUCUCAGGCUCGCAAUCCACCAACAAGCACUAUUGCCCUCCGGCACCAUAUUCAGUGCUGAGACAUUCUUGGAGCAGGGGGAUCACUCACGUAGGAUGGGCGCGGGCAUCCCAGCGGGCCGAAUUGCCGAGUAAUCAUCACGUCAACAUCCAACACGGAGGAUGAAAUUGCGGCAAUUAACAACUCGGAAGCGGACUGACGAGCCAUCAUUGCCUUACUUACGACCCUCAGCGGUGAUCACGAGCGCUGUUACUUAUAGUACGCAUGUGGCCCCACGGCAGCUACGUCUUAUAAACAUUGCAGUCUUUGUGCCUCCACCGCCUUUAUCUGCAACCGUCUCUGGUGAUGGAUUCGAGUGAGAAUCCAAAACGUCAUGCCAAUAAACUUCUUGUCCCAGUGAUCGCAUUUUCUUCUUCUGAACUGUCAUGGAGUUCGCCUGUUCUCUUCUAUUGGCAGUAAACCACCCCUUCGUCUCCAUCGAGGUAAUCUAAAGCCCCGUACUAAAGAGACCAUACCACUGCUCAGGUCAGGUGGAACAACAAUUCGGACAGAAAAAUUUCAAAUUCUGAAAUGCCGGGCCGGGCAGUUCAGACGCGUCCUCUGCCGCUAUCCACAAUCUCUGGCGCCACCUUUCGUUGGUUGCCCCAAGUGGAAACUAAUACCGACAUGGAUCGUCUACCUUCCUUUCCAGAAACAGUCAUAUCCGUGAAACGGAUCACUAGCGGGAAAGCACUGGGGUCGGACGCAGUUGCGGCUCGAGUCUACAAGUAUAGAGGCCUCAGGAUUAUGACAAACUUACAAUGAUGUUCUAGGAGAUGUGACACCAAGAAAAAGUUUUUCAGUAUUUUAGGAAUGCAACAAUCAUCCGUCUCUACAAUCUGAAAGGGAGCCUGCAACAUCAUGACAAUCACAGAGGAAUCCCGCUGAUAACCAUUUCCGGGAGGAUCUUCGUUCGCAUCCUUCUCAGUGUUCUUAACGACCAUCUGAAACAAAUUCCUUCCGGAAAGUGGCUUUCAACAACACUGCGGAACCGCCGAUAUGAGCUUCGCGGCACGGCAACUGCAAGAGAAGUGGCAGGAAAUGCGUACCAACCUCUGUACUACCUUCAUGGACCUGAAAAUACCCUUCAACACAGUGAAUCGCAAUGGGCUCAGGAAUAUAAUGCAGCGAUUCGGUUACCAUGAGCCGAGGUUAUAGGAUAGGAUCUCUGACACUGAGGUCUUGGAAUCCACCCGAAUCGUCAGCAUCCAUUCCAUGCUGGGGCGAAUACAAUCGUAAUGGAGCGUUAGUCUCGUGCUGAUGGAUGACAAGCGAUUCCCAAAGCGACUCUUCUACGGAUGUGUCCUUACGGUUGCUCGCCGACAAGGAGGACACAAAGACACCCGAACGACUCUCUCAAGGGCCCAUAAUUCAACUUGGAAUUCCGGGAUGACCUCUUCCUGGACCGACCAACCUGAAGAAAAGCACUUAAGACUGAAGCAGCAAUCUAUAAGGAUAACACGAUUGCUGCUGCCAAAGCCAAAAUAGCAACUUGCAUGUCUCGAGCGCCUGCGAUCCACAACGUCAACACCUAAGCCCUCUCAAACGGUCCCGCUCUCGAUGAACCCUCAGCGCACAGAUCGACCUCAUCGGACACCUCCGGACACUGUGCAACAACAAUCUAACAUCCCCACCUGCUGCCUCUACAAAUACUCUCAUCGUCACGCCUGCACCAACCCCCAGGGUGUCGACGACGACCAGCCCCACCACCGGUAUUACACUCCUGAUGCCCGCGGCCGUCGAUAAGCGCCACCCACAUCAUCCCUGCUGCAGUCUCCCGCGACAAAGACGACUAAAACUUUUCCCACUACUGCCCCCGAUGAGAACACCCCCGAACCCCGUCGACUACUGCCCUCACUACCAAUACCCCCAUAAUCAGCAAUGGGGUUAAAUUCCAACCUCUCUUUAUCCUGAUCGAACACAUCAUCCCGAUCGUCCACUUGCGAAUCCAUCGCACCGAGACGGAUGAACCAGUGCCAGAGGCCCCGACAUACAUACACUCACUGCAUCCGCCUUCACUGUCCACACUGCUCAUGCACUGCAUGGGCCUGUUCUGCUACAUGUGUAUCCACGACGGCCAAACUCACCGCACUAUCGGCACACCAAGCACACUUUGCAUACCCGACUACUCUUCAAUCUCAGCCCUACCAACCCACCUCCACCGGAGCGGACACCACUAGCAGCAACAUCACAGCCGAGUGUUCAGCUCCUAACCCACCCUGCCUAUAUUGCCACCGCACAUACGUAUCGCGAGUCAGCUCGACUGGUUGCUGGCGAAUCCGUCGUUCAGGAGCUAGCGAACCGGUGCCCGCAGCGCCAACAUACACCCGUCGUCAUCACCUCAGCUGGCCGCAGUGCCCUCGCACACUCAGCCAUCGCAGUGGCCUAUUAG
This is a messenger RNA of Spirometra erinaceieuropaei, 15263 nucleotides long. Lineage: Eukaryota; Metazoa; Platyhelminthes; Cestoda; Diphyllobothriidea; Diphyllobothriidae. The record is from the annotation of a GenBank genome assembly.